AUGGAAGCCCCCUUCGACGCUAUUAACGCAUACCGGUGCCAAUCAUACGCACGAUUCACUUCGAACCUCGAUAGAAUUCACAUUGAAGCGUUGUACUGGAGUCUCUUCUUCCUUGUGAUCAUAGCAUUGCUCUCGACGUCAUGUAUAUUCCAAUGGACGAUGGAAUACCGUAACCACCCGGCCUUUACUACCGAGAAAUUUCGAAAGAAACUCGCCGUCUCACUCGGACUCACUUUUGGAAUAUUCCUCGUGGCGACUGCCAUGCUUGUCAUAGAGGUAUUUUGCCUCUUUGGGAUGCAGUUCUGCGUGGAGGAGCCUCUCAUCAUCCUGUAUUGGUCCCCAUGGUCGAUUUUGCAGUUUGGCUCUGUGAUCGCCAUCCUAGGAGUAAAUCUAGCCUUGCUGCACCACCUGUGCGAUAUGGAACAUCCGCAAUGGGCUCUUGCAUUAGGCACGCCUGUUCUGGUUGUGGCGGGCUUUGGCCACCUCUUGACUGUAAUAAUACGGAAACUUUACAGCAACGUCAAAACAAGGAGAGAGUCAAGCAAAACUCAAAGUUCGUCCCGCAGUGUCAAGGGUCCAACCUUAUCUUCUCAGACUACCAUUGAGAACUCAGAGCUGCAAAUCGAGAAAAUGACCACUUCUAUCCCAGACCUGGAAAAUGGUCAAAGUUUCUACUUCGCCGUAGAUACGGCUGAUGAUGAGCGCAUAAAGAAAUGGCCAAGCUUUGUUUGUGUAGCAGAUGGCAAGGCCAUCGUUAAGAUGACGGCCGUGCCUGAACCAGAGAGGUGAUGAAUCAUCUGAAUCGCUAGGUUUGAUAUAUUUGCAUGUGGGCCUUUCACGAGGAAAUCAGGGAACAAUAAACGGAGUCAAGGGGAUCUCGGGAAAAUGGAAUAACG
Molecule: messenger RNA, 896 nt
Organism: Xylaria bambusicola
Lineage: Eukaryota; Fungi; Ascomycota; Sordariomycetes; Xylariales; Xylariaceae
Exons: 5
Coding region: 1-789 (262 amino acids)
Source: RefSeq, a predicted model, not a curated record